AGGCACAUGGAGCUCAAAGCAGCUAUCACUGUGUGUUAGGAUUGGAAGGCGUCUCAGGAAGAUCUUGUGACUCUGCUGGCCCAAGUUGGCCGGUGUUUCAGGAAGGGAAGGGCUGGAUGAUGGUGUUUCCGCUGGUCUUUGUGACUUCCUCGCAGACCAUCCAUCCCUGGCCCCAGGAGGACCUGCCAUCCCAGAUGGCGGGGGCGGACCAUCUAGCCACUUGUCCCCACGGCCCUGACCCGCUGACCUCUGCCUCCUGGCUGAUUUCUUCAUGUUGGUUCAACAUUAACCCAGAGGGAUCAGGACUAGCCCUCAGAGUGCUGGGAGCCGACACACUAUGGCGCACGUCCGAGGCCUGUGGCUACCUGGCUGCCUGGCCCUGGCUGCCCUGUUGAGCCUUGUGCAUAGCCAGCAUGUGUUCCUGGCCCCCCAGCAAGCACUGUCGCUGCUCCAGCGGGUCCGUCGUGCCAACAGAGGCUUCCUGGAGGAGCUGCGGGCGGGCAACCUGGAGCGAGAGUGCGUGGAGGAGCAGUGCAGCCGCGAGGAGGCCUUCGAGGCCCUGGAGUCUCCCAGCGCCACGGAUUUGUUCUGGGCCAAGUACACAGCUUGUGAGUCGGUGAGGAAUCCUCGAGAAAAGCUCAUUGAAUGUCUGGAAGGUAACUGUGCUGAAGGUGUGGGCAUGAACUACCGAGGGAAUGUGAGCUUCACCCGGUCAGGCAUUGAGUGCCAGCUGUGGAGGAGUCGCUACCCACAUAAGCCAGAAAUCAACUCCACCACCCACCCUGGGGCUGACCUGCAGGAGAAUUUUUGCCGCAACCCAGAUGGCAGCAUUACUGGGCCCUGGUGCUACACUACGGCCCCCACUGUGCGAAGGGAGGAGUGCAGCAUCCCGGUGUGCGGCCAGGGGCGAGUCACUGUGGAGCUGACCCCACGCUCCAGAGGCUCCACAGUGAAUCUGUCACCUCCAUCGGAAAUGUGCGUUGCUGACCGCGGCCGGCAGUACCAGGGGCGGCUGGCGGUGACCGCACAAGGGUCCCCCUGCCUGGCCUGGGCCAGCAGCCAGGCCAAGGCCCUGAGCAAGGACCAGCACUUCAAACCGGAGGUGCCGCUGGUGGAGAACUUCUGCCGCAACCCAGACGGGGACGAAGAAGGCGCGUGGUGCUACGUGGCCGGAGGACCUGGCGACUUUGAGUACUGCGACCUGGACUACUGCGAGGAGCCGGUGGAAGAGGAGGUGGGAGAAGGGCUGGACGAGGGCCCGGAUGCGGCCAUCGAGGGACGCACCACCGCGGAGGAGUUCCAGGCCUUCUUCAAUGAGAAGACCUUUGGCGCCGGGGAGGCAGACUGUGGACUGCGGCCUCUGUUCGAGAAGAAGGGGGUGCAGGACAAAACGGAAAUGGAGCUUUUGGAGUCCUACAUCGAGGGGCGCAUCGUGGAGGGUUGGGACGCCGAGAUUGGCCUGGCGCCCUGGCAGGUGAUGAUUUUCCGGAAGAGUCCCCAGGAACUGCUGUGUGGGGCCAGCCUCAUCAGUGACCGCUGGGUCCUCACCGCUGCCCACUGUCUCCUGUACCCACCUUGGGACAAGAACUUCACUGAGAAUGACCUUCUGGUGCGCAUUGGCAAGCACUCCCGCACCAGGUAUGAGCGAAACAUUGAGAAGAUCUCCAUGCUGGAAAAGAUCUACAUCCACCCCAGAUACAACUGGAGGGACAACCUGGACCGGGACAUCGCCCUGCUGAAGCUCAGGAAGCCCAUCACCUUCAACGACUACAUCCACCCUGUGUGCCUGCCUGACAAGGAGACAGCAACCAAGUUGCUCCACGCUGGAUACAAAGGGCGGGUGACGGGUUGGGGCAACCUGAGGGAGAUGUGGACAACCAGCAUUGGUGAGGUGCAGCCCGGCGUCCUGCAGGUGGUGAACCUGCCCAUCGUGGAGCGGCCGGUCUGCAAGGCCUCCACCCGGAUCCGCAUCACUGACAACAUGUUCUGUGCCGGUUACAAGCCUGAUGAAGGGAAACGAGGGGAUGCUUGUGAAGGCGACAGUGGGGGACCCUUUGUCAUGAAGAGCCCCUUUAACAACCGCUGGUAUCAAAUGGGCAUCGUCUCAUGGGGUGAAGGCUGUGACAGGGAUGGAAAAUAUGGCUUCUACACACAUGUGUUCCGCCUGAAGAAGUGGAUACAGAAGGUCAUUGAUCGGUUUGGAAGUUAGAGGGCCACCCACUUUCUAGGCUCCUCACUACAAAAUCACAGAAGCCUAUCCAGUGAAUUAUUUUUGUGGUUUGUUCCUAAAACUAUUGUUCUCAAUAAAAGUGACUCUGUCAAAGCGC
Molecule: messenger RNA, 2327 nt
Organism: Camelus dromedarius (Arabian camel)
Lineage: Eukaryota; Metazoa; Chordata; Mammalia; Artiodactyla; Camelidae
Gene: F2
Product: coagulation factor II, thrombin
Exons: 14
Coding region: 338-2209 (623 amino acids)
Biological process (GO): blood coagulation; proteolysis; platelet activation
Cellular component (GO): extracellular region
Molecular function (GO): serine-type endopeptidase activity; calcium ion binding
Source: RefSeq, a predicted model, not a curated record